Messenger RNA from Phycodurus eques (leafy seadragon), 1436 nucleotides. It is a transcript of the gene smim14, whose product is annotated as small integral membrane protein 14. NCBI's taxonomy places the organism in Eukaryota, Metazoa, Chordata, Actinopteri, Syngnathiformes, Syngnathidae. Bases 240 to 773 code for a protein of 177 amino acids. The record is from RefSeq and is a predicted model, not a curated record. The transcript has 4 exons. Gene Ontology annotation, cellular component: endoplasmic reticulum.
UGACGUCAGAAGCUCGCCAUCCUCCCAUUGGACGGUCAGAGCAGGUCACAUCUGCGCGCACCAAUUUAUCGGAGCUGGUGGUAAAGAAUGACAAGUUUGCUCACGUGCGGCAAAGGCAAACCCUUCUUCUUCUUCUUCUUCUGCCGCCGCCGUGUGAGGCAUCAACGUCGUCGGUUUGGUUGCUCGGCGUUCCAGCGCGCAUCCUCCUCCAAGUCACAAGUCGCAUCGCCUUAAAAGACAUGGCCGAAGGGGGUUUUGACCCUUGUGAAUGCAUCUGCAGCCACGAGUACGCGAUGAGGCGCCUCAUCAACCUGGUGCCGAUUCUCAUCCCAGCCGCUUCACACUCAGCUGCGAACCGCUCUAGUGAGAGUUGGAGGUCACGACUUGAUGAAGCCAACAGAACCACAUCAUCUGCAAAAAGCAGAGAUGCAAUACUGAGGCCACCAAACUGGAACCCCUCUAUGCCUCGGCUGCGCCUUGAAAUUCUGUCGGUGGAGGUCUUCAAAAUAUUCUCCCCACCGACUCACAACGUCCCGAGUCGAAGUCAGCAGCUCCCCAUCCCCACUAUACCCCUCCUGAGACGCCGGAUGGUGGACCGGAAUUUCCUCGAAGCCGUCCGGAAGUCUUUCUCCAUGGCCUCACCGAACUCCUCCCAUGCCCGAGUUUUUGCUUCGGCGACCACCAAAGCCGCAUUCCGCUCGGCCAGCCGGUACCCAUCAGCUGCAUCGGGAGUCCCACAGGCCAAAAAGCCUGAUAGGGCUCCUUCAGCUUGACGGCAUCCCUCACCGCUGGUGUCCACCGACGGGUUCGGGAUUUCCGCCGCGACAGGCACCGACCACCUUACGGCCACAGCCUCGGCCUCAGGAAUGGAGGUGCGGAACAUGGUCCCCGACCCCUAUGGCCCCUCCCGCAGGUGGUGAGCCCACGGGAAGGGGGAAACCACGCUACCGUUUCGGGCUGUGCCCGGCCCGGCCACCGGGCGCUCGCCUUAGAGCCCCACCUCCGGGCCUGGCUCCAGAGGGGGGCCCCGGUGACCCGCGUCCGGGCAAGGGAAAACGCAAACUUUUUCUCGUCACGGCCGUCUUUGGAUCCGUGCUUUGUCUGGUCCCUCACCUCAGACCUGUUUGCCAUGGGUGACCCUGCCAGGGGCAUAAAGGCCCAGACAACUUAGCUCUUAGGAUCAUCGGGACACACGAACCUCUCCGCCACGAUAAGGUGACGGCUCAAGGAGGGGAACUUUGAAAUGUAUAUACAAUAACAUGCUACCUUUUGAUUUGAUAAGUGGCAACACGUAUAGCUGCUCGCUAGCUAGCGGGCAUUUUGAAACCGGCCGCGGGCCAAUUAUUUGCAGAGUUACAAAACGUUGUCUCUGCAGGGGUCAUCCAAGUGAAUAGUCUUGCUGUUCCACUGAAUAAAACAGAAAACUUUCUUUUGUC